UGACAUUCGAUUCAGUAUAUCCCAGUGUACUGUGGUGGAUGUCGGCGUCGGAGGUGAUGCCCCGUACGUUCUCGCCGCCACCGCCGCCGUCUCCAACGUCUUCGUAUGUUACGUGCGUUGUAUUACACUGACCCGUAUUGGCACAUAUCCCGAAUUCCCCCGUCGAACACCAGCCGCGCGAUUUUCAUUUCCCAACGUCGGAGGUGAAUUUUUCCGCGGCCGCUGUGAUCGCAACUGACUCGUCAUUUUUUGCGCUCUUAAGAAUUUUUGUGAGAACAAUUCGUGACUCGCUUCUGCGUAAGUUUGGUAAUAAAAAGCACGCAAAUCGUACCAGACGUUUAUCGAACGUACUAAAUCAUUGAAGUAAUACCGAUUCGAGAUUCAAAUACCUAUAAUUAAAUUGACGGAACGAGCAACUUGUUGAAUGCGCACUUUCAAGUGUAAUUACACGGGCUACUUAGGAGUUGUUAACUUUUCAUUGUUACUAUUAAAAAAAUCUUGAUUUAUAACAGCUAUAUUAUUGAUUUGGCGUUUGAUUUUAGAGUGCUUUAUUGAAAACGUAUCGAAAUGUUAAUUGAGUAAACAAACCGUUUUAUUAAGUACCUUUAUCCCUUUAAUAGCAGUUUUCCGAAUUGAGUUUUUUUUUUUCGAUUCAAUGUGUUGCCGAAAUUCCGCGAUAUAAUAAAAUUAGGCAAUCAAUUCGUUGAGUCGCUAACCCAAUUUUUAUCUCUAUCGAACCAGUAUCAGGAGAUAGUGAGUUUUUAAUCAACGGCUGAUGAUAAAACUAUAUUGUAUGAAAUGUCGACCGUAAAAAAAGUGUUAAAAACCGAGUGUUGUGUUAAAAAUGACAAACCUGCUUAAAAUUAAAGUUCUCAAGCCCUUUCUAAUUAACAAUCAUGCACCUCGCAAUUAGCAUAUUCGCAAUAUGAUAUUAAAGCAAUAACUCUGCCAAUUUAUUCGACCGAUGACCAUUACGCAUUUCGCACCACCUAAAGCAGAAACAAGCACGAUUUGCAACGGCAAUCAACCGUUGGUGGGAGCCCCGAGCUCCCAUCCUCUCGCGAACGUACGAAGAGGCAUCUCCGGGAACCAGGGAUGCCCUAUGCUACCGCAUCUCCAUAAUGAUUUUCUCUAUUGCCCCCCGUUAGGGAGUACCUAUUACAGGUCUCUUCCUGUUCCAAGGCGGCACACCCCUUAUUUUGGUCAACCUGACUAUCGGAUCUACGAACUUAACAAGAGGCUCCAACAGCGAACUGAGGUAGAUAGCGAUAACCUUUGGUGGGAUGCAUUUGCGACGGAGUUUUUCGAAGACGAUGCAUCUCUAACGUUAGCCUUUUGUUUAGAAGAUGGCCCCAAACGAUAUACGAUCGGAAGGACGUUAAUUCCAAGGUACUUUAGGAGCAUAUUCGAAGGUGGAGUGACUGAAUUGUAUUAUAAUAUGAAACACCCUAAGGAGUCCUUCCACAAUACUAGUAUUACUCUGGACUGUGAUCAGUGCACUAUGAUAACACACCAUGGUAAACCUUUGUUUACCAAGGUGUGUACAGAGGGCCGCUUAAUUCUAGAAUUUACUUUUGAUGAUUUAAUGAGGAUAAAAUCGUGGCAUUUCGCCGUUCGGACACAUCGAGAGCUAAUCCCGCGAACGGUGGUCGGUAUGCAUUCCCAACAAGAUCCGAGCAUGUUGGACCAAUUGUCGAAAAACAUUACAAGACAAGGCAUCACCAAUUCUACGCUUAAUUACUUGAGGUUAUGUGUGAUAUUAGAACCUAUGCAGGAACUUAUGUCGAGACAUAAGGCAUACGCUUUGAGUCCCAGGGACUGCCUGAAAACAACGUUGUUUCAGAAAUGGCAAAGGAUGGUUGCGCCGCCGGAAUCCCAGAGGCCGGCGAACAAGCGUCGAAAACGGAAAGGAUCCAACUCGGGAGGAGCAGCCAACAACGUGACGCCGGCGCCAAACAAGAAGAGAUCUCCAGGGCCUAAUUUUUCCCUAGCUUCGCAGGACGUGAUGGUCGUGGGGGAGCCGUCGCUGAUGGGCGGCGAAUUCGGCGAUGAGGACGAGCGGCUCAUCACCAGGCUGGAGAACACCCAAUACGACGCCGCCAAUUCUCUAGACCAUGACAACCAUGGCUUCCACGCUGACUCACCUAUGCCAGGAUCCAAUUCGUGGGGAGCUGGAGUGGGGGACCGGGGAGGACCGGGGGUGAACGCCUCGCAGGGGAAUACCCCGUCCAAUCAGGACUCAGAUAAAAAAUCCCCGGCAGUGAGCCAGUGAUAAUAGUUCAUAUUAUAAACUGUAGAAUCUCCGAGUCAGUAUUUUUAAUGUACUUCAAGUAUUUGGAAAAAAAUUGGUUUUUAUAUAGACAAUGUAAAUUGACUUUUUAAAAUUUUGAUUUUUUUAUCGAACUUUUUAGCCUGUUUAUUUACUAAACGUUUCUUUCGAGUAGAAAGUUUAUUUUCUACGAAUUUUUACUAUAUGGCUUCGAAAUUAUAAUUAGUAAAUAUUUCAAAUUGGGCUAUUUCUCAAGACGAACGUUUCACUCGAAAAGUUUUUAAUGAAAGUGGUGUUUCAUUUCAUUUCACGGAGCGAAGUUUGAAAUGUGUGGGGGGUAAGGCGAUUAUCGACUGAUUAUUUCAGUUUUACAUGUUAUAUCACAUAACUUUCUAGUCAUUUAAAGCAAUUGUCAGUUAUCUCAACUAUUAUUGAUUUUUUUGUCGUUACAUUUUACGAAUAUUAAGCAAAAUCUCUAUCGCGUAUUGUACUGUGUACUCUAUGUUUUUAAAAAUGUAUUUUAAACUGUUUAGAUUUUUCGCACUCGGUUAUUUUAAACACGUUCAGUGCCAUAUGCGGGUCAUCAGUGGCUAGCGCUGAAUUUGUUUGACGUGCUUCGGGAGCCACUGCUGACCUUUGCAAAGAAAUCACCAGUAGUAAAUAAUCCAAAAGUCGUAAAAUUAACAGCUCAUGUAUAAUUAGCCGGACAUUCAACGUGUUGAAAUAAAUUUAGUGUUAGCAUCACAUGAGAUUAUGUAGAUUUACAACUAACAAAUUAUUUUUUGUCUUUACGAAUUAAUCAUGCAUUAGAUAGUGUUAAUAAUUGCACCUGUUUCUUUAAUAUACUAAUUGCUAUUACAGGAGGAUUUUAUGAGAUAUCGUAAAAUACCUCUGGAUGUUAAUAUGUUUGUAACGACAACAAAUUAACUGGUUUAUUUUUUAUGUUUGUUAGAAUACUUUUAACAGCAAGUUAUCGAUAUUGAUAAUAAUUGCAGGUUUAUCGAAUUCAGGUCUGUAUAAUGGUAUUCGGUGCUUCUUUUUUAUUAUCCUACAUGUCAAUAGACGUGAAAAAAUAUUUAAAUUUUAGCUGGAUAAAAUAUGUAAUACAUUCCUAAUAAAUUAUUAUCUUUAACACAACUUUUGCUUUCUGCUCGAAAUAUACUUAGAAAUUUAAUCCCGAUUAUAUGGGGAUAUUUUUUAGAAAUGAACACCAAUUUUGUUAAAAAUUUAUUUAUAACUUCUAAGAAUGAUUUUUUUAAAGUUUAAUAAAUUUUCAAUAAAGAGGAGUUAUUAAAACGAGAAGGAGCUCAAAUAUUUUUUUGUAUUCACUUUUAACUUACCCUUGCAGUGAUGUGAAAUUCAUUAUUUUAAAUUUGAACCUUUUAUAAAAAUAUUACCCCAAAUGUUUCGUUUUUUUAUUAUGUUUUCAUUUUAUAGAUUUUUAAAUGUAAAUAGCUUUUAAAUGAAAUCGUAAAUUGAUGUAAAAAUGAUUUUACGAGAAUAUUUGUAAAUUUUAUGGACAAAAAAUACUUGAAGUAUAAAAUCGAAAAUAGCCAGUGACGUUAAUUUGUUUUAUACAUAAAUUAAUUUUUUUCUAUAAGAAAAAUUUUAAAAGUGCAAGAAGAUUUUAGGAGUGAGAUAAAAGACAGUGUGCUAAGAGUGAUAAUAUUAAUCAGAAUUGAUACUUGAUUGUGAUGGCAAUGCUAAAAUGGACUAAUAGGGACUUGUAUUUUAGUGUUGACACUACAAGCAGGGGUCGUCCUCUAUUUGCACCCAAAAUAGUGCAAUUUAAAGAAUGGUUUCUUUUGGAACCGCCACCAUAUGUACCUCUACAGAAUGAAUGUGACAGGUUUUGAAUGGCAGCUCAUUUUGUACAGUAGUUUAAAAACAUCACACUGUAUGUUGUUUGUGUUCCGAGAAAACACAUUUACACACACAGAAAUUGUCCAGGUAUAUUGUGUAAGAUUAGAACUAAUUAAAUUAAUAUGGUGAAAUUCUGUUGUCUUUUUGUUCAUCGAAUUACUUCAAGCAUUGGAACUAUUAGAUAAUUGGUAUAUAUGUAAUAUAAUAUUUUAUAUUUA
This is a messenger RNA of Phyllotreta striolata, 4350 nucleotides long. The record is from the annotation of a GenBank genome assembly. NCBI's taxonomy places the organism in Eukaryota, Metazoa, Arthropoda, Insecta, Coleoptera, Chrysomelidae.